CUUUGUAGUCCCUACAGUGCUUGGAGGAGUAUGUUUGUGAGAAUUGUGUGCCUCCUGGUGGUGACAUUCACUCGUGGUCAUGCUCUACAUACAGACAUGUCACGGGUCAAUGACUGGGGUAAUGGACGAUUUGAGGGUCACAUCACAUUUCCCAUACACGGGGAGGCUGUUGGAGGGUGGGAGUGCAUCGUCACCUUCUCCGAACCCGUAACAGGAUUGUCGGAGUGGAUGGGAGACAUCAUUAAGCACUCAUCCGACAACAAGGUCUACGUCCUGGUAAAUAAACCUCACACAGGAAUACAGACAGACGGACAAACGCUGGACAUCACCAUUCAGGCAAGCUACACCGGAAGUAAGGCCCCCACCGCCACAGCAGAGUUGAUCAAUCUUGCUCAUGACGGCAUGAAGCCUCCAACCAUUUCCGUCGAUGAUGGAACAAAGUACAAUUAUAACGAGGUUCUGAUGAAGUCCAUCAUGUUUUACGAAGCACAGCGGUCAGGGAAGUUACCGGCGGACAACCGGAUUACGUGGCGCGGGGACUCGUCACUACUGGAUCAAGGAGACAAUGGGGAGGAUCUCACGGGGGGCUGGUACGACGCGGGUGAUAACAUCAAGUUUGGUUUUCCUAUGGCGGCGACCACCACCAUCCUCUCCUGGGGACUCCUGAGGUACAAAGACGCGUACACACACAGUGGUCAGUUGGACAACAUGUACGACUGUAUUAGGUGGUCACUGGAGUGGCUGCUUAAGUGUCACACCGGAACCAACGAGUUAUAUGUUCAGGUCGGGGAUGGAAAGUCACACUCGAUUUGGGACAGACCAGAAAGUAUGACAACCAGACAACCGGCAUUCAAAGUAGAUGCAAGUAAACCCGGAAGUGACGUCGCUGGAGAAUACGCAGCCGCAAUGGCAGCUGGAUAUUUGGCUUUCAAAGAUAAAGAUCCUGUAUUUGCUGCAAAGCUACUCGAACACGCUAAACAAAUAAAUGACUUCGCUGUGGCCCACAAGGGAAAAUAUUCGGACAGCGUCACCGCCGCUGCCGAGUUUUAUAGAUCGGUGGACUAUAAUGAUGAGCUAUCAUGGGCAGGGGCGUGGCUCUAUAAAGCCACCAAUGAAACCAAGUACUUGACACAGGCGGAGACAUACUACGUGGCGGGACCUUCCUGGGGCCAGUCCUGGGACGAUAAAACCGCUGGCUGCCAGGUUCUGCUGUAUGAAGAAACUGGAAAGGACAAAUACAAACAGGACAUUGAAUCCACUUUCCAGGAUUGGAUGCCCGGGGGUAGUGUACCCUACAGUCCUCAGGGACUGGCGUUCAGAAGUCAAUGGGGGUCACUGAGAUACACAUCUAACAUGGCUUUCAUUGCCCUUAUGGCGGCUGAUGACGGGCUCCACGCAACCAGCUAUAGGGAUUGGGCAAAGAGUCAGAUCCACUACGCCCUGGGGGACACAGGAAGAAGUUUUAUGUGUGGGUUCGGUGUCAACCCGCCCGUCAAGCCACACCACCGCGGAGCCUCUUGUCCCACACUCCCGGCACCCUGUGGGUGGGCGGAUCAAACCAAGAAAGCGCCGAAUCCGCACGUGCUGUAUGGCGCACUGGUAGGAGGACCAGAUGGAAGUGACGGUUACGUGGAUAGUCGGCAAAAUUUUCAGAGUAAUGAAGUAGCUUGUGACUACAAUGCUGGUUUCCAGUCAGCCGUGGCGGGAUUGGAAUCUCUCUUUUUACGCGGGAUGUUGAGUUCUUCGUGACAUUUUAAAUAGAUAUAUAUAAAUAAAAUAAAACUGAUUUAU
Molecule: messenger RNA, 1791 nt
Organism: Ostrea edulis (European flat oyster)
Lineage: Eukaryota; Metazoa; Mollusca; Bivalvia; Ostreida; Ostreidae
Product: endoglucanase E-4-like
Exons: 12
Coding region: 31-1749 (572 amino acids)
Biological process (GO): carbohydrate metabolic process
Molecular function (GO): polysaccharide binding; hydrolase activity, hydrolyzing O-glycosyl compounds
Source: RefSeq, a predicted model, not a curated record